AUGUGCUCUUUCUACAUUGCCGUGGCCGCGAACGCACGCAUAGACCUUCACCAUGGUGUUGAUGAACUCACUGGCUGCGGCCUUAAAAUCCAUUAACAAUGCCGAAAAACGAGGCAAGCGUCAGGUGCUCCUCCGACCCAACUCGAAGGUGGUGGUCAGGUUCCUGACUGUCAUGAUGAAGCACGGAUACAUCGGCGAGUUCGAAAUCGUGGAUGAUCAUCGUGGCGGCAAGAUUGUGGUCAAUUUGACUGGUCGUCUCAACAAAUGCGGCGUCAUCUCGCCCAGAUUCGACGUGGGGAUUCGAGAAAUUGAGAAGUGGACCAACAAUCUCCUCCCGUCCAGACAGUUUGGAUUCAUUGUGGUGACUACCUCAGGAGGAAUCAUGGACCACGAAGAAGCCCGUCGCAAGCAUCUUGGUGGCAAGAUCCUAGGAUUCUUCUUCUGAUUCGAUUACCUUGUUGCUGCCACUCAAACUUAUGAUGGCCAAUAAAGCCUGGAAACUAAA
Tigriopus californicus is the source of this 505-nucleotide messenger RNA. RefSeq names its product small ribosomal subunit protein uS8A. Gene Ontology annotation, molecular function: structural constituent of ribosome. Gene Ontology annotation, biological process: translation. The coding region runs from base 53 to 445 and encodes 130 amino acids. Lineage: Eukaryota; Metazoa; Arthropoda; Copepoda; Harpacticoida; Harpacticidae. The record is from RefSeq and is a predicted model, not a curated record. Gene Ontology annotation, cellular component: ribosome; cytosolic small ribosomal subunit. The transcript is spliced from 4 exons.